GGAACAGCUUCAAACCGGUUUCUGUGGCACAAAGACCGCUUCCUGUAGCGGUUCAGUCAGUCACAGGGCAGCAGCAGCCACAGGAGGAGCAGCAGGAGGAGCAGCGGCAGGAGGAGGAGGAUGGCGGACACGGUGGAGCUCUGAAGACGCCGAGCGGAGGAGCGCAGAUGGAGAAAGUUUGAGGUUUGUCGGCGGCGGACGGAGCGCAGCGGCAGCAGACCGCUCACCUUGCUUCCUGCCGUGUCACCCAUCCUUACACCAUGUCCCCCCUGGGCCCCGGCCCCGAGGCUGCCCGGCCCCCGGCCCUCGAUGGCGGGUGGGGCUGGGCGGUCGUGGCCUGUAGCUUCCUGGCUCUGCUGCUGGGGUACGGCUCUCCUCAGUCGGUGGGGGUCCUCUACCCCGAGUGGCUGCUCGCCUUCGGGGAGGGGAAGGCCACGACGGCCUGGGUGGGCUCACUGGUGGUGGGAGUCGGACUCAUAGUGGGUCCCAUCUGCAGUGUCUGUGUGGUGAAUUUCGGGGCUCGGCCCGUCACCGUCUUCAGCGGCGUGAUGGUGGCGGGGGGGUUGAUGCUCAGUGCCUUCGCUCCCAACGUCCCCUUCCUCAUCUUCUCCUUCGGCAUCGUGGUCGGUGUCGGUGUGGGUCUGCUGUACACCGCCACCCUCACCAUCACCUGUCUGUACUUUGAGAAGAAGAGAGGCCUGGCGCUGGGGAUAGUGACCACAGGUACGAGUGUGGGUGGCUUCCUGUACUCGGCGCUGCAGAGCGAGCUCAUCGAGCGGUUUGGUCUGGACGGCUGCCUGCUCGUCGUCGGAGCGCUGGCGCUCAACGUGGUGGCGUGUGCCGGCCCCAUGCGACCGUUAACCCCGCCCAAAUACUACCUCAAACAGCGCGCCGCCAUCUUAGAGCGGCGGCUUCAAGAAGAGGAAGAAAAGCCUUCAGCCAAAGAUCCAGUUAUCGCCAUGGAAACCAGGGGGAGGAGCUUAUUCAGCUGUUCGGCCUUCGUCAGGAUGAUUAAGAUGAAGAUGAGACGUUAUUCCCAAUGUUUGUCCUCCAUGUUGUCUGUCCUUCAGGACAGAGUCCUCAUGGCGCUCUGCGUCUCUCUCUUCCUCUUCAGCGUAGGUAACUUCCCCCCUCAGAUCUUCCUGGAGGACCUGGCUCGGAGCUCCGGGAUGACGGAGGGCGUCGCCUCCAUCUCCCUGGUCUCCCUCAACGCCAUCGGGGCCGGUGUGGGUAAACUGGGGCUGGGUGUCAUGGCCGACGUGCCGCGGGUCGACAGCGUCCUCCUGUAUGCUCUGACGGUGGGAGUCGGCGGGUUGGGAGUUCUGCUCAUCCCCCUCGCCAGCUCGUACCUGGACCUCCAGGUGCUGUCGGUGGUCCUGGGCUUCCUGAGCGGGAACUGGACUCUGAUACCGUACGUCACCAGUCAGGUGGUCGGUGUGGAGAAGCUCGCCGAGGCUCACGGGAUCCUCAUGUUCUUCGGAGGCGCCGGACUCACGCUGGGUCCUCCUGUCCCUCUCAUUGGCUCCUGUGUGUCUGCAGGUUGUUUCUACGACUUCACUCAGUCCUACAAUGUCGCCUUCUACCUUAGCGGCGGCUGCAUGAUGGUCGGCAGCGUCGUCCUCUUCCUCGUCGCUGUCCUACCACGAACAGAUACUCCUCCUCCUCCUCUUCCGCCUCCUGACACCGAGCUCAUCAGCUGCACCGUUACCACGCCAACAGACGCUACCUCACCUGACACCUGAACAAAUCUGGACCCUGAUCCGGACGAUGACUUAAUGUUUACAGGAAGGAAUUUUUUACUGGAUUCUGAAAGAAUAAAACCAGAACAGAGUCUGAUUGGUCCUCUCAGUGGACGCUUCCACAGGUCUGGAAAAUACUUGAAAGUGCUUGAAUUGAUCAGAAUCUCUGAGUUUGACCACCCAACAGUCGAGUUUCAAACAAAUACGCAGCCGAUCUGAGGGGUACAAUGCAUUAAAAUGGAGAUAAUUUCCAGGUUUCCAGCUGUAUGAAGCUCUGUGACUGCGAACAGACGCAGUUAGGUGCCAAAUAAAGAGAAACCAGAGUGAGUGGAAGUGAUUUGUAUCAAUGUGGGAUGACUGACAAUCAGAACGGAAGAACAGUGCUUAGAAAACAUUGGUGAAACUACAGAUAUUUAAUGUGGCCACACAGAGAUAAAACAAAUAUACUGAGGCCACAUUUUCACUAAUUAAUAUAAAGUGUGAACGAACUCAGUAGCAUUUCGAGCACUCAGUGUAGUAAAACGUGGCCAGAAUCAAUAUUUUUUUCUCCAUCACAAUGAAGCAAUAUUUUUGGCGGCUUUAAAAAUUCCCUCAUGUUGGUGAAAUUAAAGGUUGAAACAUUUCUGAGGUCCUUUGGUGCUAAUUAAAAGGAAAUUCUGGUUUAUAUACAGUUUGAUUUUAUUCUUGUUUUUCUGGAUCUUUUGUAUUUUUACAGUUUUUAUUCAUCUUACUGAAAACUUGUUUUUUGUAAGUUUGUUUUUAUGAUUGUUUUGUAUUGUUAUGUGUAUGCUGUUUUGUUUUUUUUAAUGAAAAAUAUGUUCAUAUGACAGAAAAGAAAAAGAUGGAAAUGCACUUUAACUCUGAACAUAUUUUAGUUUGUUUAAAGGGUUAGAAAGAGUUUCACUAAUUACAUUUUCUUAAAUAAAAACAAACAGUUUAUAUGUUA
This is a messenger RNA of Dicentrarchus labrax (European seabass), 2685 nucleotides long. RefSeq names its product monocarboxylate transporter 9-like. Gene Ontology annotation, biological process: transmembrane transport; monocarboxylic acid transport. The transcript is spliced from 9 exons. Bases 261 to 1742 code for a protein of 493 amino acids. The record is from RefSeq and is a predicted model, not a curated record. Gene Ontology annotation, molecular function: monocarboxylic acid transmembrane transporter activity. NCBI's taxonomy places the organism in Eukaryota, Metazoa, Chordata, Actinopteri, Moronidae.